Messenger RNA from Kwoniella mangroviensis CBS 8507, 2508 nucleotides. RefSeq lists its product as uncharacterized. The record is from RefSeq and is a predicted model, not a curated record. NCBI's taxonomy places the organism in Eukaryota, Fungi, Basidiomycota, Tremellomycetes, Tremellales, Cryptococcaceae. Gene Ontology annotation, molecular function: zinc ion binding; metalloendopeptidase activity. The transcript is spliced from 6 exons. Bases 1 to 2508 code for a protein of 835 amino acids.
AUGCGCCCUUCAGCGCUCCUUGCUGUCCUUCCUUUACUCGCCACUACCCCUCUCAUCCUCGCUAGACCAACAUACGAUGAUGUUCCUCAAGUGAGAGAACGAAAGUCGCUCUCUUUUGGUCCGGUACACAAGCAUCAUUCCUUCCAAGUCAUCGACGAGCCUCCCGUCGCUGUCUCUGCUCUUCUCAACGAGCCGGUAGACUACAAGGAUGUAGCUAGUACAUUUAUCGCUAAGAAAGUCGGUCCUGAGGGAGAGGCAUUCUAUAUCCGAGAAGACAGUUACACCGAUGCCUCAACCGGUGUUACCCGAAUCUUCGCCAAGCAACUCGUCAACGGACUUGAAGUGUCUGAUGGUGAUCUCAACAUCAACAUCGAUUCCAAUGGUCGAGUCCUCUCAUGGGGUAACUUAUUCCACCCUGGAGAAUUGCCCAACAUCCACGACGCGUUGGAAGGUACUUCUGGCGAGACCGAACGAACUUGUCAAAUCCUUCAAGAUACCUACGAUGCUCAUCUCGACCAUCUUUCCGGACUCAAGGGUGAGGAAGGAGCCUGGGGAUUGGUCAAAUCUGCUGCUCAAGUCAUCCUCGGUGGAUCCUACUCUUCGAAAGAUCAGUCUACCGAUGAACAUGCUGUCAAGAAGAUUCACAAGUCUAUGAGAAAUGUCAGACAUCAUCAAAAAGCUUUAUGUCAACAACCCAUCAGAGAGACCUCUUCGGGUAUCUUAUCACCCGUUGAAGGUUUGCUCACCCUCUUACCUAGGAUUCACGCCAGCAACGACGAUUUUCAAGGUGUCUCCGUCAUGGACUUGACUUCUAUCCCCAAACAUAACCUCAAACCUAAAGAUGCUCCUGCCGAACCUCCCACCGAGAUUAUUUCUGGACCGGGUCUAGAUAAAUCAGGAGUCAUCUCUGACGUACCUGCUCGACUUAUGUAUACUCAAGUUUCCGAAGGUGCCCCAAGACUCGUCUGGAACUAUGUCGUCGAGAUGAAAGAUAGUUGGUACGAAGCUUAUGUCGAUGUCAAGACUGGUGAACUCCUCAGAAUCGUCGAUUGGGCUACUGAUUUCGAUUUCGAACCUUACAACACUCAAGGCCACAAGGAAGUUGAAGUUAAGAAAGGUGGUCACCAAAAGCCACUUCCUAAUCCUCACAAAUAUGAACCUUACUCUUACCAAGUAUUUCCAUGGGGUGUAAAUGACCCUUCUGUCGGAAAUUUGACGGUAGUCACCAAACCAUGGGAUAACGUUGCCUCACCUCUCGGAUGGCACAAGUUCCCAUCUUCCGCCAACCCUUACGAAACCCCUAUCGACGGUAUGCACGUUCACACCAAUUAUACGGUCUUCAAGACUACUGCGGGUAAUAAUGUCUACGCUCAUGAAGAUUGGGAAGGACGAAAUAACUUCUUACACAACUACCGACCUAUCGCUAACGACACUAUCUUCGUCUAUGAUUAUCUGGAACCUGAAGGUGUAAGACCCAAAGAUUAUGUUGAGAUGGCCGUCACCCAGCUCUUCUACACUUCAAACAUGUACCAUGAUUUACUCCACCGACUUGGUUUCGAUGAACUCUCAGGUAACUUCCAAGUUUACAACUUUGAGAAGGGAGGUAAAGGUGGAGACCCCGUUAUUUGCAAUGCUCAAGAUGGAUCGGGUUACAAUAAUGCCAACUUCAUGACUCCACCUGAUGGGGAGGCUCCGAGGAUGAGGAUGUACGUAUGGGAUACCGCUACUCCUUACAGGGACGGUGAUCUCGAGAGCGCAAUCGUCAUACACGAGUACUCACACGGUUUAUCCACACGAUUGACAGGUGGUCCCGCUAACUCGGGUUGUCUGGGUUGGGGUGAAGCGGGAGGUAUGGGCGAAGGUUGGGGUGACUACUAUGCUACGAGCAUUCGUCAGAUCGAGGAGCACAAGAACUUCAAGAACAACUCCGACGUCUAUCCAAUGGGCGCAUGGGCGGCUAAUAGUGCUGGUGGUAUCCGUCAUUAUCCAUACACUACUGAUAUGGAUGUCAACCCAUCCACCUAUAAGUUCCUGAAUAAAGGAAACUAUUGGGGCGUACACGCUAUCGGAGAGGUCUGGGCUGCGAUCCUCCAUCACGUUUCCCAAAGACUCGUCGAGAAGCACGGAUUUGGAGAGACCUUAUUCCCUCCCGAGGAUCCUUCCAAGCCCAACGAUUACUACACCAAGACCAGCUCAGAAUCUGUUGACGCCGCUGGUAGACCCAAACCUCUCAUCCCCAAGCACGGUAACACCCUUCUAGCUCAGUUGGUGCUUGACGGUAUGAAGAUCCAACCUUGUCGACCUACAUUCUUCGAUGCUCGAGAUGCCAUCAUCCAAGCUGACCAAAUCCGAACUGGAGGUGACAACUACUGUGAUCUUUGGUCUGCCUUCGCUGAAAGAGGUCUCGGUGAGGAUGCUAGAUUGGAUGGUAGUACUCCUUGGGGAGGUGGCAUCAGAGUUGAUGGUUUCAAAUUACCUAAGAAAUGUAGGAAAUCUCAUUUCGAGUAA